Frankliniella occidentalis (western flower thrips) is the source of this 1519-nucleotide messenger RNA. Its product is annotated as histone-lysine N-methyltransferase PRDM7. The record is from RefSeq and is a predicted model, not a curated record. Lineage: Eukaryota; Metazoa; Arthropoda; Insecta; Thysanoptera; Thripidae. Bases 444 to 1190 code for a protein of 248 amino acids. The transcript has 9 exons.
GAACGGGCCGAAAUAGUGUAUUUCGACUAACGGAGGAAGAAGAACAGCGGGUAGAACAUAAACGUUACCGAUUAGCCGAGAGCUUCCCGCCUCUACGUCACGCCGGUAGUGGGGGUAAGCGCUCGGCCAAUCAGAAACCUAUAUGUUCUACACGCUGUUCUUCUUCCUCUGUUAGUCGAAAUACACUAUUGAAGAAGCCCAAGAAGCCAGCUGCGAAGAGGGUUAAGUGUGCCGAGGUGGAGGACUUUGAUGAGAAAGAUUUGGAUUGGUCGCCCGAGAAAGAAAAUCAGGCAGUAAACUGUGCUCGCCCUUCUCGCGCCAAAAAGUUCGUGGCUCCAAAAGUCGCGAAGUCAGCGCCGAAGAAAAGCGCGCGUGGAAAGGAGAACGUCGCCUCGCAGAAGACUUCUCUGGCACAGGGACAUCUGGCUCAGGCAGCAUCAACGAUGACGAGCGAGCCGCCGACGGCUGAUCCUGAACAAGAUCCAGGACCGGUCCCAGGACCCUCCACCUCCACCUCCGACGAGGCCCAGGGAGCCCCCCGCUACCCGAAGAGGGCCGGCAGCCGGGGGAAGCUGUACACGGAGUGCCCCGCGCUUGACGACGACGACUUCUUGUUUUGCGACGACUGCGGCAAGGAGUGGGAGGGGGAUUGUCCCGAGCACGGGCCUCUCCAUAUCAUCCCAGACAAAGAGGUAUCCGAGGCCCGCUCCGACCGAGCGCUGCACACCGUGCCCAGUUGCCUGGCCGUGCUGGACAGCAAGAUCCCCGGCGCCGGCCUGGGCGUCUGGGCCAAGGAGGCCAUCCCCCGCCGAGUGCGAUUCGGCCCCUACGUCGGGGAGAUCGAGAAGAAGAAGGAGACGGGCUACGGCUGGGGGAUCCGUCCCGUCGCGAGGGCAAGACGGUGCACUGCGUGGACGCCCUCGACGAGGCGCGCUCCAACUGGAUGCGCUACGUCAACUGCGCGCGGAACUCGGGGGAGGAGAACUUGCACCCCUACCAGCACGAGGGCGAGCUCUACUACCGCACGGUGUGCGUCAUCCUCCCCAACACCGAGCUCCUCGUGUGGUACGGAGAUUCUUACGGCCGAGACCUGGGCAUCGACCCCGCGACCUACAGGGAGCCCGCCAAGGACGCCCGCGCCUUCACCGGGACUUUCCCCUGCGAGCGGCAGUGCGGGGUGUGCUACGUGAGCCCGCUGCUGCUGGCCCAGCACCAGCGCUCGGGUCACUGUCACGCCGAGAUCAAACGGCGUCGAGCGUGCGGCGCUCCGGGGGCACCGGCACCAGGCGGAGCGGGCGCCAGCGCGGCGGCGGGGGAAGACCAAGACCAGCGGCGCACCGAGGAUAGCCUGUUUCAUUUUCAGCUUCCACCUCUCGGAUUUCUGCGGCUAACCGAGGAGGCCAGCGGCAAGGGGAAGCUCUGUGGCGUGUGCGGGGCUGCGUUCAGGGAUAACUGGAAACUCAAGAGGCACAUGCACACGCACACGGAGGAGAAGCCCUUCAGCUGCGGCACCUGCGGG